AUGGCGCCGCCGCCAGAUCGGCCGCUGCCCUAUGCAGUGGCGGAGGAGUUGGACAACCUGGCAGCUGUUGUCCGUCUGGCCAGUACUUCUUCGGCAUCUGAUGCGGCUAGUUUGGCUUUCAACCGCUGUUUAGAGUAUAAAAAGCAGUACAAGCAAUAUCCGGGCUUCCUCUGGCGCUUUGCACGUGCCACUCAUCUCAUGUUGAUGACAUCAACUGUAGUGGGGCAAACUGCGGGUUUACGUAGUGGCGGUACUGAUGAUGCUAAUUCGGCUGACAACCAUUGGAUUGAUGCAGGCUUGUCGAUAGCUCGUAGUGCCGUGCGUCAGGUGGAAGCAUCGAAGCCGGUGACCGAC
Messenger RNA from Hydatigera taeniaeformis, 354 nucleotides. The record is from the annotation of a GenBank genome assembly. NCBI's taxonomy places the organism in Eukaryota, Metazoa, Platyhelminthes, Cestoda, Cyclophyllidea, Taeniidae.